AUGUUCAGAGGGAUUACCGAGGCGAUUCUGCUCAGAAAGAAGUGCUGUUACGAAAGACGAGCACGGUACCAGGACAACGCGUCAAGUCGGCAGGACGUUGUCCUCGAUGCGCGAGAUGUAGACGUAGCAGUCCGUGCCGUGGCCCUCCAUGGAGAGGAGCUUGAGGUCCCCCCCAAACAGCGUCGCGUAGACCUUGGCGAGGGGCAGCGCGUGGCCCUCGUCGGACGCCGGGCUCAGCACGUCGGGUGCACCCCCCUGGAGCGAUGCCGGCCCGAGCGCCUGGCAGAGCGACUGGUCCGCGAGGUCGUUCGCGACCUCCUUAUAAUUUCGCGACGCGGCGGAGAAGGAGAAGAUGCGGUUGAGCUUGGAGCGCGGGAUGCCGCCGGCCGUGUCCGAGACCUUGACCACGACGUCCGAGUUGUCGUCGGCGUCGGCGAUGACGACCGUCACCUCGCCGAGGGGCUCGCCCGUCGCCGCGCUCUUCACGAACGCCGCGCGCGCCGCGUUCCGCAGCACAUCCCUCAAGAUCUUGUAGAGGUGCCGCGGCAGGAACGGGAUGGUCGCGCCCUCGCCGCGGCCGAAGAGCCGGAACCGCGGCAGCCGGCCCUCCGGGUUCCGCGGGCUCCGCAACACUUCCUCCUGCACGUCGGCGAUGGCCUGGACGCUCACGUCGAAGGGCGACAUCUCGCGGUCCACCAACCCGCAGACCGAGGGCUUCGGGUGCGCGCGCAGCUCCGCGGCCUGCGCGUCGUAGAGCGACCGCGCGCGGAGCAGCUCGUCGGGCUCGAGCACGCCGUCGCCGUCCGCAUCCAAGCCGCCGAACGUCCCCCAGAGGUACGCGCUCUCGCCCUCGGACGCGAGGCGGCAGGCCCGGUGCUGGCCGAGCAGCAGCCGCAGCGUCAGCCGCUUCGCGUAGAAGUCCGAGAGGAAGGCGUCGACCUCGUCGCUCGCCGCCGGCGCGCGGUGCAGCCAGCCGCCGUCGUCGAGCGCGCCGAAGACCUUGGCGCGCACGGCCCGGCCCGCCUCGCGCACCUCGUCGAGCGCGUCGCCAAAUUUAGCUUCGCGCUCGAGGAACGUCGCGCUCGGCUUCCGCCGCCACGUCGCCCACUCCGGCGGCGGGCUCACCUCCGAGAUCUUCGCGGCCGAGGCGCCGUACCACGCGAUGAGCUCGUCGAAGGCCGGCAGGCCCGCGAGCGACGCCGGCGCGCCGUCCUCGAGGCUCACGGCCAUGCGCGCGAGGAGCGGCGGCAGCACGCCGUGCAGGUACGCGCCCGCGCGGCGCCGGUCCGCGACCUCGCCCGUGAGCUGUUCUAGUGUUACGCGGGGCGUGCGGACCUUGGCCAGCGCUCGCACGGCGGCGGAGGCCAUUCUAGCUUUCCUCUCCGGCUGCCUGGCUUUUGGACGAACUAGGAUUAGGCGUCCCUCGCACAAAACAAGCCUGGCCCCCUUACUGUAUGGCCUCAGAUUGCAAAACGCUCU
Messenger RNA from Pelagomonas calceolata, 1479 nucleotides. Lineage: Eukaryota; Pelagophyceae; Pelagomonadales; Pelagomonadaceae. The record is from the annotation of a GenBank genome assembly.